AUUAGUCAAGUAUUAGCCAAGUUAUUCGCGCGCGAUAUUUCGAUAUUCUAUUUAUUAUAUAUUUUUCGAUUUGUCUAACCGUUAAACGUCAUUUGCUUACUAUUUAAUAUUAAUAUUUAUUGAAACGAUAGGGCAGGAUGGUAUAAAAAGUAUAUUUGAAUAAACGAGGAAUGAAUGACACCGACACGUCUGUCCCCGAUAUUUUAUCAGGACGUCGAUCGAUCUCCUUAUCCUUACACGUUGUCGGAGGUAUCAUUAUCGCGACUAUACUUCUGACCUGCUGCUGUACUAUAUGCGUGAGAAAAAAGUGCGCGAGGAUCAUUAAUAAGCUCACAUGGAGGAAGAAGAAAGAGAAAUAUCUUCCUUCUGAUAUCGAGGAAGGACGAAAGAAGCGAGUGAAAAAAUUGCGGAGAAAAAAGAAAAGGAUUCUUUCGCCAGAAUUGAUGCAGACGGAGGUCACCGCGCCGAUCAUCCCCAAAGAACGGGAGAUAUCGGAAAAUGGAUCGCCGACCGCUUGUCACAAAUGUUACAGAAAAAAGAAGAGAAGACCCAAGAGACAGAUACGAUGACAUAUAAAACGAGACAGAUACGAGAGAAAGAUCAAUCGAUAAGUAAACGCGUGAAUAUUUUUGAAAAAAAUCUUUGAAAAAUCGCGUGAAGAAAUCUCGAUAUGACAAAAUGACGAUUUUUUCCUUUGUUUUCGUUCACGCAAGUCUCCCUCCUCUUCUCUCUUUCUAACCUCUUGUUUGAUGAAAAAUGCCAUUUUGGGCGAUCGGUAUUUACGUUACGAUCGGUGCGAUCAUUUUCGGCUCAACGGUUCGCGCCACGAUAGACGUGAAUCUCAGCGAAUUGGAGUAUCUCGCGGCACGACUUGAUCCAUUCGAGUGCCGGCGAUUGAUUGCCGCGCUUCAUUACACAACUUACGACUUGCCGAAGAACUUGGCCGCAGCUGGUUAGCCUCUUUUUGCCCCUCACUGAUAAUGUAUAUCUCAAAAAAAUUUCGCUUUAAAAAUUUUCCAGUUAUUUAUUAAUUAAUUCAUUCAUGUAUCAAAAAUAUAUCUAACGCUCGGUUAUUUCCGCGAAUGAAAGAGCGUAAAGUAGAUGAGGAAAUCUCGUGUCUGCGUCACUUGCUCCAUUGGAAUAGCUUUCCCGGGGAAGGCAGGGGAAAGACGCACGCGGCAAUAGUACAUCGUCUUCGGCAGCUAAAUCGCAAUGAUCUCGCCGAUUGGCUCGGUAAAACUGCCUUCAAACAACUGGGAAAGGAUCUGGACGAUGCUAUCGCGCCAUCCUUCGAGGAUCUCGUCGACGAGGAAAUGGAAACCAGCACGUCGGCAUUCCAACGUCAUUAUAAUUACACUCAGGACUGUGCAAAAUAUACUUCAUGUACAAAAUAAUACGCGAAAAGUACUUUUCAAUCGUAAAGUAUAAAACAAAGCGAAGAGUGAAGUAAAUUUAAACGCAGAUAAAAAGUGAACAACAUGCGAAUGAUUUAAAUAUCACACAAGAGAAAGCAUUUCUUAUCAAAUACACACACGCACACACACACACACACACACAUUUAAAUACAAAAAUAAAUCUCUACUCUCUUAAGUGCGCUAAACAAGUACUUGAAAUAUAUUGCCUAGCUCUGACUGUAAUCUAAUCUCUUUACCUUGACCCUUCUGUGCCCUGGUUCUUUUUUUAAUGUAGAGGCUAUCUCGAUAUCUUCUAUACAUGAAAAUCUUGUAAUACGAGACAAGAGAGAGAGAGAGAGAGUUUAUACUCUUUGAAAAUAUUUUAGAAGUGUAUCUUUAUGUGUGCAGUAACAUUUUUGCUUCUUUACAACAGUUAAGUCUAUUGUCUGGACUCGAGAGGAAGAUCCUUGGUUGUCGAUUGAUACAGUUCUCAUGGCGCUCAUGCUUGGACUGUUAGGAACAUUAUUCGUUUUAAUUCUGGCCAUUAUUAUACACACCAUCAAGAGUAACAAAAAUUAAACUCCGCGUGUAUGUUCCUCUCGAGAUUUAAGUAAAGUUUGUACAAUAUAAAAAUAUGUCUAUUAUAUAUUAAAAAGAAAAUAAAUUAAUAAAAAAAUGUCGCUUUCCUGAUUUUCAGUUUGUUAUUAGCAUCUUCUAUUUUUUGUAAAUAUAACUGUAUAUUAGAUAGAAAAUUAUAUCUCUUUUAAUGUUUUUAUCAAUUUUAUAUAUCUCUCAAGCUCCAUUUAAAGAAUUUUUGAUAUUUUUGAAAAAAAUAGCAAUGUAUGUGUGGAAAACACUAGACGAAAACUAAUUUUAUUACAAUAUAAUUAUCUUAAAACAAUAUAUAACUUUUUUCUUAUUAAAAGUGAACAGAUAUGGUUCUAAUAUUACAAUAUAUAAUGAAUAUGAUAACAGACUAGUAAGAAGCGCCUUCUUAUAAGCGCAACAAAUUAUCUUCAAGAAAGUUAAUUAUGUAUCAAAAUAAUACGUGUUGGAUCUGUUUCGGAGCAUCAAUACCAACUGUUAACAAAUUAAUACAUGUCAUAGUGAAAUGCAUAUCGAAUUAUUAUGCAUAGAAAAAUACACAAAAUAAAAAAAAAAUCAUGCGUUCUGACUUCCGAGAACUCUUAAUGAUUUCUCUUAAUGAUUUCAAUGAUUGUGGAGAACACUUGUUAAAAAUUUAAAAUCCGCGUUCAUUACGUCAUUCCUCUACUUAUGUUUGUUGGCAAUUAUCUAUGACUGUUCUACUUAUAACAUCACAUAUUUAUGAUGUAACGAACACUCGAGUCAAUCCAUCUGACGGUUGCGUUUCCGAUUUCUUCGAUCCUCCAUCUUCUGUGAUCUUUGAUGAAUUACCUCCUUUUUAUUGUAUCUUUUUCGUUCUUCUAACGUAUUGUAUUAAUUUUUUAACGUACUUACACGAAGAUGUUUUCGUAAUAUUUGGCUAUUUGAAAAUGAUUUCAAACUAUUGCUUUUGUGAAUCUCCCUCCCUAACGACCGAUAAGAGGCUUGCAACGCUUGAUAAGUUGAAUCGUUAAGUGUUUUUGAAUGCCAAGAGGCGCAUAAUUUUUAAAUUUUGCAUAUGUUUUUUUCUAUGAAUGAUUUUAUAACUUGAGCUGCAUUACUGUAAUAUAUAUUAUUUUUUAACAGUUGCUGAAGAUGGUGCGAAACCGGAACGAAUUGUACUAUUUUUGGAUAAUUGAAUUUGCUUAAAAAUAAUUUUCUGUCUGGCUUUUAUUAGCCCGUCAGCGCAUUCGUUUUCUGCUGAAUAAUUUCUGCCUGAGACAUUUAGGAAAGAAGUUAAUAUAGAUGAGCAACUUUUGGGUGAAUCACCCUGUAUAUUCUUAUGUAAAACUCUUAAAACACAACGUACAAUAUAUUUACAUGAAAAAUGUUACAUACGAUAAAGUUGCGCAAUCUUUUAGAAUAGUUUUUUGUAAACAUCAAAGCCGACUUAGGUUUAAUUAUAUAUAGAAAUAGUGGGAAGACAUAGUUAAACCCUAGUCACUUUUGCCUAACGCUUACGGAAAUAAUUCAUACUCGCACAAGUCGUUUAAAUAUGUGUAUGAAUCAUAAUAAUUUUACUCGAAAUAACAUCAAUAAUAAUAAAAUAUAUUAAUGAUAAUGACUACGUGACAAUGACCAUCACAAUGACAAUGAUAAUGACAAUAACAACGCUAUAAUGAUUAGUUGUUGAUAGUGUUAUCGCUAAUAGUGAUAAUAGACUAUAGAUUUAUGACUUACGGCUUCGAGACGCGCGUAAAGUUGUGACUGCAAAAUUAAUCAUAAUUUAAUGGUAAUAAGACACUACUUAUAUGAUAAUAACGCGUUACUGCGUAUCCGUGUGAAACUUAUGACAGUUAAUUAUUAACUAUGUAGUCGCAUUCGAUUUGUUGAAAAUGCACAACUAAUGUUAUAGCAUAGCCGUUAUCUGUUAGUUUGGCUGAUCUGGUUAGCCCUAUCACAUUAACAUUAUGCUUCGUAGAUAAGAUCCGUAUCUUAAUGGAAAGUACUUAUAUAUAUACAUAACGCGUAUUUUAUAAGCAAACAUGUGAGUGAAAUUGUAAUUAACUCGCUAUUGAAUCAUCAGAUGUAAAAUUUAUCUGAUUUUACAUUUGUUAAUUACGUUCGUAAUUGAUAAUUGGCCAGAGAUGUAUAAUUACUAAUUAUAAUUUACAAUUAAAAAUAUAAUUUGUGAGAGAUUGAUGGUCGAUAUGUGCUAAAAAAAUAUAAAUGUGUAAUUAUUGAUUGAUUAAUAUCGAUUGCAAAGGCACUGCAACGAUACGAUCGAUUGCCAUUUUGUCAAAUGACGUGCAUUUGCUAUCUGGGCAUUUACGUAUUAAAAUAUAUAGGGUUUAUCUUUUACAUAAUUUUUACGGACGGAACAAUGUGAGCAAAAUGUAGGUUGCGAAAGAUGACAUAACUGCUAAAAAAUUAAAAUAACGUGUUAUUAAUUUCAUAAAGUAACAAUAAUAAUAAUGCAAUAAUAAAAUAACAGAAAUAAUAAUAAUAAUAAUAAUAAUAAUAAUAAUAAUCUGUCGAAAGAUAUUCUAUAAAAAAUAAUAGAUUUAUGGGAAUUGUAAAAUAUUAAGAGAUAGUAAUAUCUAACAACCAUAUAACAAUGGUGUGCUAUGUAGGAAUGAUAAUGGUAUAGCAGUAAUAGUAAUAGGAAUUAAUAGUAGGAGUGAUAGUUUUAGUAGCAAUAGCAAUAAUAGAUAAUAGUUCUAAUAAUAAUGAUAGUAACAGGGUAGUAUUAGUAGCAAAAAUAGUAUAGUGGUAAAAAUAAUAAUAAUAAUCGUGAUAAUGAUAGCCGAUAUAUCUUGUGCUAGAUUGAGAGAUAACAUUGAUAAAAGAAUAAAUUAAUGACAAUUUGACGAUCAAUCAGAAGAAAAUCGCAAUAUGAAUUUACACAACCAUGUAUGUUUUAUUUUCGCCAUACAAUAUAAAUAUUUUCUGAAUGUGUUUUCGAUAUAUUCCAUAUGUACCACGAAACGUGUAUCUAUUUGAACGAAUACACGUCAUUGUAGUAAAAGAAAAGCGAGGCUACACAGAAGGAAAAGAAAGAAACAAAAGAAAAAGGUGUGGAAACAAAAAAAGAAGAAAAAAGCGAGGAAAUAUAAUAAAAUAUAAUAGAAUGCAUAUAGAGAGAUGAUAAAAGAGAAAAAGAGAUGAUAUAGUGUAUGUUUUAGAUAUUUAGAUUAUAUGUAUACACAUUUUCAGAUUUUAGCGCAUAAUCUUUCAACAAAGAUCUUCCUUAAUAAAUCGGAAGUCGAGAUGUGUCAUUCUCAGAUAAAAUUUUUCAAAGUAAGAA
This is a messenger RNA of Formica exsecta, 5265 nucleotides long. RefSeq lists its product as uncharacterized. Bases 171 to 569 code for a protein of 132 amino acids. Lineage: Eukaryota; Metazoa; Arthropoda; Insecta; Hymenoptera; Formicidae. The record is from RefSeq and is a predicted model, not a curated record. The transcript has 4 exons.